This is a messenger RNA of Penicillium vulpinum, 255 nucleotides long. RefSeq lists its product as uncharacterized. The transcript has a single exon. The record is from RefSeq and is a predicted model, not a curated record. The coding region runs from base 1 to 255 and encodes 84 amino acids. Lineage: Eukaryota; Fungi; Ascomycota; Eurotiomycetes; Eurotiales; Aspergillaceae.
AUGUGUCUGGAAUGCCAGAAAGGUAAAUCAGAUAUCAAAUCCAACCCACAACACCACCGUGGCAGCUGUUCCUGCAGUAGUGUGCAGAGCCCCAGCGUCAGUGUUUCAGAGAAGCAACACCAUUCUCUCCCAAAUAACCGAGCAAAGACAGCCCGGACCGGCCUUCCACCCCGCCCAUCUGCCCGCAUCACCCUUGCAGCGGUAGCGGAGACUGUUCCAAGUAUUUGGAUACUUGCACGCCCGCGCCAGGGAUGA